UUUUUUUUUUUUUUUGGUUUAUCACUAUUCCUACCCGCAUAUAGCAAUUUGCAAAGAAAACCAGUUUUGGAAUGUCCGUUUUCCUACAACUAAAAAACUUUUUACGUAAUGGCGGAAGAUCCAUCUCAUCGUCCAACGAAUUCCAAAGUCCUGAACAAAAGAAAGCAAAGAAGUAUGAAAACGCCGCUCGUUGUGUGGUGAACGAAGAGAACGAAGCCAAAAAGCAUAUGCCGAAAUAUGAAGGCUUGGAAGGCUAUAAGCUUAUCAAAAAGUUGGGAGAUGGCGCCUUCUCCAACGUGUAUGAAGCAAUCGAUUUGGAGACGGACCAAACCGUGGCCCUUAAAGCCGUACGUAAAUUUGAAUUGAGCCCUACACAAAAAGCCAGCAUUCUCAAAGAAGUGCAAAUCAUGCGCACAAUCGAUCAUCCUUCCAUCGUCAAAUUGCAUCGCUUCAUUGAGACCAAAGAGUAUUAUUUUCUCGUUUUGGAAUUAUGCGAAGGUGGCGAACUGUUUCAUCAAAUUGUCCGCUUAACUUACUUUAGCGAGGAUCUCGCCCGUCACUGCAUACGUCAGGUCGCCGAAGGAAUCCGAUAUCUCCACGAAGAAAAAGGCGUUGUUCACAGAGAUAUUAAACCUGAGAAUCUUCUGUUUGAGCCUAUUCCUUUCAUGAAACGGACCACACCUUUGCCUCCACCGCCACCGGAAGAGGAAGAUGAGCCGAAAGAGGACGAAGGCGAGUUCAUUGAAGGUUUAGGUGGUGGCGGAAUCGGACGGGUAAAGAUCGCCGAUUUUGGUUUAUCCAAGGUCGUCUGGGACCAACAUACCAUGACACCCUGUGGUACGGUGGGGUACACUGCUCCCGAGAUCGUACGCGAUGAGCGGUACUCAAAGUCAGUGGACAUGUGGGCUCUCGGCUGUGUCCUGUAUACCAUGUUGUGCGGUUUUCCCCCGUUUUACGAUGAAAGUAUUGAAGUAUUGACAGAGAAGGUGGCUCGAGGUCACUACACAUUUUUGAGUCCAUGGUGGGAUGCCAUUUCCGCUGAUGCCAAAGAUUUGGUCUCGCAUCUGCUAUGUAUCAACCCCAAAAGCCGUUAUACCAUUGACCAGUUCCUGAAUCAUCGGUGGAUGCAGAUGAAACAGAAAUCACCUCACGCUGACUUGGCAACGUCUGAAAUUUUGGUACCCGCAUCGACCACGACCUCUGUCGCCACACCAACAAUUGUUGCUACCCCGCCACAAACCAUUCCUUGUUCCGAACGUCGUCGUGAUGUCUUCUCAACCGGACUUACCUCAAUGAAAGAAAUCUUUGACGUUUCGUACGCCGUCCAUCGUAUGGCCGAAGAACGCGCACGACGAAAAGAGAUCAAAAAGAAAGGAAAGAAUCAACAUGGCUUUCAGCAAGCUAUUCACUCACAAAUGUUGGAUGACGACGAGGAUCACGACGACCCAGAUGAGAAUCAUGACGAUGAUGUUAGUGACGAUCUGACAGGCGAUGAGACGUCGUCCAGUUCGCAAAGUGCCAACGAAGAAGAACACGAAAGACAGAUCGAAGUAUUACGUAAUAAGUUAGCUGAUACCUCUGUCGAUCAGGACACACCCGGUAAACGACUGCAACAAUUGCAACGCGACCGAUUACUGCAACAGAUACGACAAGAAGAACAAACUCGUCAGCGGGUGAUUAAACCACCUAGUGACAAACGUGGCCAAAAGUCACACAAGAGCAAGGCCGUGUUUGAUCUCAAUUUGGACAACGCAACACUUCUUGGACGAAGGAAGAACAAUGAAAACUUGGCAUCACCGCUGGUUCGGACAUCACUCGACACUUUGUAAAAAAUAAGAAGAAAAGGGAAACUGCACAGGAGAAGAAAAAAAAAAUCACAAUCUCGUUCUCAUGCGUCUUUUUUUGAUUUUCCAUCAUAUCACACUGUUCUUUUGCUCGAUUCUUCAUCUGUAUCCAUGUGUAUGCGUAGUUAUUUUUUUUCUUUCUCCUACUCCCUUCUUUCAUUUUCCAGAUUUUUCUAUUGUUCAAUUUUUUCUUCCCUUGGCCAAGUUUUUCUUUUUAACCCAUUAUCACUGUGAUGUGACCUUUGUUCCUUUUCCUGUUUUUUUUACACUCUUUUUACCCCCUUUUUCUAUCCACGUCAUUUAUACCAUGUAGUUUAAAGAGUUCAUAAUCCAUUAGUUUUGUAACCAUUGUUUUAUCAUUUUGAAAUCCAAAUUUGUCUGAAGAAUAAAAACGGAUCAUAUCUUGUUCAUUUGUGUUAAAGAUCUUUUUUUUUUAUAUC
Molecule: messenger RNA, 2284 nt
Organism: Radiomyces spectabilis
Lineage: Eukaryota; Fungi; Mucoromycota; Mucoromycetes; Mucorales; Radiomycetaceae
Product: kinase-like domain-containing protein
Exons: 7
Coding region: 72-1829 (585 amino acids)
Biological process (GO): protein phosphorylation
Molecular function (GO): protein kinase activity; ATP binding
Source: RefSeq, a predicted model, not a curated record